AUGGUAAAGACGAUUAUAUAUUAUUUACUAUCACUUAUUGGAAUUAAACCAAUAGAGGAUAUUUAUCAACAUCAAAAAGAAGAAGUUUGCAGACAUAUAGAAGAUUCAGCAUUUAUAUUAGAAGAGAAGGAAGAAUUUAAUGAAAAACAUACUCAUUCAUUAAUAUCAACAAAUGAAAUACAAGAUUGGUUAAGUCGAUUAUCAAAGAUGACACUCUAUCAGAUCUUAACGUCAGCUAUGGACGAAUACCCCGAAAUUGCAAACUGUAUUUAUCAAAGACAUUAUGAAAAGAGAUACUUUAUGUCCAAGGGCAGUAGUUAUCAACGACGUAAUAGCAGUAUAAAUGAAAAAUUAAGUCAGCUUAAAUUAAUUCAGUUACAAACAAGAACAAUAUCUCAUAGGCUAGAUAAUCUUAGACCAAGCGAUCAAUUCGGUCGUGCCUCUGAGAUAGCUGAAGCCCUCCAACAUCUUAUUCGUUCAUUACAUCUUCAUUCCGAUCAGUCUUUCUUUACAUUAUUUAGUUUAAUUAUUUUAGCUCAGGAAAGUUUAAUGGCUCCUUCUGAAGUACGUCAGCAUGUAUUUUAUCAUGUUAAAUUAGGUAGAAUUCUUAUCCUCGAAAUGUCAACUAUCUUGAAAAAUUUUAUUUACCUUCCCUUCGUUGGAAAUGAUCUUACUGAUUAUUGGACUCAACUAGGAUACGAUCCUCAGAAGCAGGAUUGGUUAUCUUGUUUGGAGGCUAUUUGCUUAAAAUUAGCCCGUUAUGAUAUUACUUGGGAAUAUCGAAAAGAAUAUCAAGAAGUUAUUACUAUAGCUAAACGUUAUUAUUCUCAAACAAAUAUCAAACAAAUCUAA
Messenger RNA from Cokeromyces recurvatus, 852 nucleotides. RefSeq lists its product as uncharacterized. The record is from RefSeq and is a predicted model, not a curated record. NCBI's taxonomy places the organism in Eukaryota, Fungi, Mucoromycota, Mucoromycetes, Mucorales, Mucoraceae. The transcript has a single exon. Bases 1 to 852 code for a protein of 283 amino acids.